Messenger RNA from Trichobilharzia szidati, 1974 nucleotides. The record is from the annotation of a GenBank genome assembly. NCBI's taxonomy places the organism in Eukaryota, Metazoa, Platyhelminthes, Trematoda, Strigeidida, Schistosomatidae.
AUGGAAACAUUUUCGAUAGCUAGUUUAAUUCAUGAAUCCAGUUCAACGGAGAAUGUUCUUCAUCAAAGUGAUUCGGAAGAGGAAUGUGAAUUAGACAAAUUCAUGGAUUCAUCAUCUGUUAUAGAUACAUUUUGUAGUCAGACACCAUCACCACAGCCAUCAAGGCAUCAACAGUGUGAAUCAACCCAGCUUAACAGUCCAGAUACCACUACACCAAGUAAUAAUAUCAAUAUGACAAGUGAUUGUGAUUAUAUUGAUGAAAAAUUGAAUUCUACUAAUGGUGAAUUAAUCAAUUCAACAAAAAUCAAUAAUUUUUCGCUGAAUGAGACGAAUAUACAAUCUAUGGAGGAUAUAUUAGAAAGGAAUCAUGAAUUUCUGUUACAAAACUUUAUUCAUACAAAAAUUGCCAAUUUAAAUCAUACUGAAAUGAAACAACAUUCUACAGAAUGUAUUCUACCCUAUUUAGCAACAAAAUCACUUCCCAGUAUGACAGUAUGGACAAAUUCAAAUUCACCGCAUUUUAUUUACAAUGAUGCAUUUAAACAACAAAAGGCUAAAUUGAUCAAUGAUGAGGAUAAUAAUAAUAAUAAUGAUUGUACAUUGAACAAGUGUAGCUCUUAUCAGUUGAACAAUAAUACUGAUCGCAGAAAUGUAACACCUAGUGAAAUUAGGACUACUACUACUAAUACUAAUAAUAAGGAUGGUGAGGAUAAGAAUGACGCUAAAGGUAACUAUGGAAACAAUGAUUAUUCCGAGAAAUUACUCAAUAUAUUCAAAGAAUAUGGAUUAUAUUAUUCUCUAUUGAAGAAUAAACAAGCAUCAUUUAUAUCUAAUUAUUUUCAAUCAGUAAUUAACAACGAUGGAUUAAAUACCGAGAAAACUACUACUAAUAAUAAUAAUAGUAGUAUGAAUUGUAAUGAUAUAAAAAAUUCAAUAACAACACCACUGUUGACAUCGUCCACCCCCUCCUCCUCCUCAUCAUCAACAGCAUCGAUAACUGCGAUGGGGAUGUUAUCUACACAAUCAACUAUUCAUCGUCGUAAACGAACACGAGCUGCUUUUUCACAUGCACAAGUUUAUGAACUUGAAAGACGUUUCAACUAUCAGCGUUAUUUAUCAGCAACAGAAAGAGCUGAAUUGGCUAGAUCAUUAAGAUUGUCUGAAACACAGGUGAAAAUCUGGUUUCAGAAUAGACGAUAUAAAACUAAGAAACGGUUGACCAAUCAGCUAGUGAACCCAUUGAAUUCAUUGGCGGAUAAUUCAAUUCAAGGUCAUCAGCAUAACCAUCAUCAAUAUUCAAAUUUAAAUAAUAAUAAUAAUAAUCAGCCAUAUUCAUUUCCUGAACAAAUUACAAAAUUCAAUAUAAGCGAAUUCAAUCCUCAUCUUCGACAGCAUCAACAGCAGCAGCAACAGCGAUAUAACCAGGAAGAAUCGAACAGUCCAGUAAAUCAUAAUGUUAAAAAAGAGAUAUUUCAUUUCAACGAAACACCUCACUUACUCACCAAACUAUCUCAGUUGAAUUCAAUCGCAUCAAAUGAAUACUCAGAUAUCGGUCAUAAUAAUAAUAAUAAUCCCGUAGCAAGCCAGCAUCAUCAUGAUAAUCAGAGAUGCAAUCAGAUGACAAGUGAAAAUUUGAAUGAAUACAAAUCAGGCACUGGAAUGAAAUAUUUAAAUGUCAAGGAGAAUUUAUCCUUACCAUAUCUGAUACCAUCAUUGCUGACAUCACAGCAGUCUUCAACGCUAGAGAUGGCUAAGAGAACAUUGUGCGCUGAAGUACAAGAUCAGUUAAAUCGUUUCGGUGAUAUGUCUUCUUCAUCACCAGUGAUGAAGAUGAAUUGUACAGAUAUAUCCAGUUGGAUGAAGACAGUGGAACGCUUACGUCAUCAUUACCUUGAGGAUCAACGUCACCACCACCAUCAUCAGCAUCUUCAGCCUCGUCAUGUAGAUCCUGUUCAACCGUCAAUAGUUGAAUAA